This is a messenger RNA of Dendronephthya gigantea, 1015 nucleotides long. RefSeq names its product SET domain-containing protein 9-like. Gene Ontology annotation, molecular function: protein binding. The coding region runs from base 52 to 834 and encodes 260 amino acids. NCBI's taxonomy places the organism in Eukaryota, Metazoa, Cnidaria, Anthozoa, Malacalcyonacea, Nephtheidae. The transcript has 4 exons. The record is from RefSeq and is a predicted model, not a curated record.
AGGUAGACUGUAGUGGCAGUAGUGUAACUGGUAGACACCAGUGGUAGACAUAUGUUAGGAUGGUGGAAGAGAUUGGUAGAGAGCUGGAAUAAUUACCGUUAUCGUUUUGUUCCAUGGAUCAUGGUUAAUAUGAAGAACAGGCACGUUAGAAAAGUUCUCGGAUCAUCCAAUGAUAAUGUCAUUCCUGAAACAGUAGUUCUCAGAACCUUUGAAAAGUAUUUUAACGAACUUGAAAAACAUGUCACGAACAAGACGAUCUCGUGUGAGAAAAUAAUGACGAAUGCGCUCGGCUUUUCAAUAACUCGUUCAUCAAGCAAAGUUUCAGGAACCGGAGUUGUUGUGUCAAAUGGCAGAGUUAAAAAAGGAAGUCUUGUUUCUAUUUAUCCAGGGACCGUUUAUCAAUCCUAUGAACCAAUAUUCUUCCAGUCCCUAGCGAAUUCAUUUAUAUUCAGAUGCAUCGAUGGCAUACUCAUUGAUGGUAAAGAUACGGGUUUAUCCAGGAUAAUUUACAGAUCAUGUUGUCAAAGGGAUUUGGUUGGCGAGAAGUUUACAUGUGAUAUGUCUUGGCUUACACCUAAUCCUCACAACCUUUUAGCGAUUGGACAAUAUGUGAAUAAUGCCACACGUGAAUUCGCUGCGAACGUAUCCUACCAAGAAUUGAAUAUACCAAGCAGUUUUCCCCUGCAGUAUUUGAAAUAUAUUCCGAACGUAAACUACAAUUUCAGAACAUACAAAUCUGAAGUAAUUCAUGUAAGAAUCGUUGUUUUAGUUGCUUUGAGAGAUAUAGAACAAGGUGAAGAGUUGUUUUCUUCAUACUUUACUGUUGUUUGCUAAAGAGAUAUGCAUUUAUACAUUACCAAUUGACGAUAAGUGAUACCUAAAAACAAAACAAUGUUACAUUUCCUGUUCAACCUUAUUCUCAGGAUCUUUCUCAGCUGAGAUUUAUUACAUGUGAAUGGUGAUCCUCUCAUAUUCUUUAAUUAAUUUUGUUCCGGGAGAUGGAAAAUUGACAUUA